CGUCUUUAUUCAAAACAUUAUCAUCGACACAUGUAGACCUCACCGACGUCUCUCCUCCAACCACUCUGUUAAAGGCACUCAAACUCCCACUAUUUCCUUUCUUCCUCACCAAACCUUAACUUCCCCAGAUGCGUAAACCUUAACUUCUAAAUCAUCUGAAAUGACAACGGUUCCAAUGGAUAUCGUCAACGACCUCUUCCUCCGUCUCCCAGCGAAGACCUUGGUCCGCUUCCGAGCCCUCUCCAAGCCCUGCUACCACCUCAUCAACAGCCCAGACUUCAUCUCAUCCCACCUCACCCGCGUCCUCAAAACCAACGACCACCUCAUGAUCCUCCUCCGAGGCGCUCUCCAUCUCUACACGGUAGAUCUCGAUUCCCUAGACGCCGGCGGCGUCUCCGACGUCGAGCACCCGAUGAAACGCGGCGGUCCGACCGAAGUCUUCGGCUCUUGCAACGGUUUAAUCGGGUUAUCGAAUUCACCGACCGAUCUAGCGUUGUUUAACCCCUCCACUCGCCAGAUCCACCGGUUACCUCCUUCCCCCGUGGAUCUCCCCGAGGGUUCGAGCACCCGUGGCUACGUGUUUUACGGGUUAGGGUACGAUUCAGUUAACGAUGAUUAUAAAGUUGUGAGGAUGGUUCAGUUUAAGCGUGACCCAGACGACGAGCUUGGUUGUACUUUCCCUUACGAGGUUAAAGUUUUCAGCUUUAAGAUGAAUUCAUGGAAGAGAAUCGAAUCGGUUUUGCCUUCGAUUCAGCUCCUUUUUUACUUCUAUUACCAUUUGCUGUAUCGCCGUGGCUACGGUGUUCUUGCUGGUAAUAGUCUUCACUGGGUUUUACCUCGAAGGCCCGGUUUGAUUGCGUUUAACAUCAUUGUGAGGUUUGAUCUCGCCUUGGAGGUUUUCGACAUUGUGAGGUUUCCGGAGGAUGUUGCCAACGGUGAUGUUGAUAUUCAGAUGGAUAUAGGUGUGUUAGAUGGGUGUCUUUGUUUGAUGUGUAACUACGAUCAGAGGUAUGUUGAUGUUUGGGUGAUGAAGGAGUAUAAUGUGAGAGGUUCUUGGAGCAAAGUUUUCACGGUUCAGAAACCGAAAAGUGUGAAGAUGUUUGCGUUUAUGAGACCUUUGGUUUAUUCCAAGGAUAGGGAUAAGGUUCUUUUGGAGAUAAACAAUACGAAGCUGGUGUGGUUUGAUCUUGAGAGUAGGAAGCUUAGUACUCUUAGGAUUAAGGAUUGUCCUAGCUCGUAUAGUGCGGAACUCGUUGUGAGUAGCCUUGUUUUGGGAUGCAAAGGAGAUCUUGAUAACAUUAAGCAUAGGAAAGAACAACGAGACAAAGAAGCUAGAGAAGCUAAAAUGAUGCAGAACAGUAAUAAGAGGGAUGAUUUCCUGUCCAAGGGAUUCAAACUGGUCUUAUAAGCGAAAUCAAGAGAACAGACAGAGAAGGGCGGAGAAAAUGGGAAGGAAGAAUAGCACAGAGAUAUUAGUAAUCAGCAACUUAACAAUAGCGUGUACCAAAAAGGCUUGGUAAUAAACAACCUUAACAAUAGUUUAUAUCAGAAAAGAUACUUCAGGUGUGGGAAGUGUACUAAGAUAUGUUACUUAAUGCAAGUGUUGUUGCUUUCUGUAAAUGGAUUGAAAUCAUAAAAUCUCUAUGUAACUCUUUUUAAAGCUUGUUAUAACUUAAGGACUAUGCAUAAAUUAAGAUGUGAAGAAUAUUUUAUAAACCU
This is a messenger RNA of Raphanus sativus (radish), 1719 nucleotides long. Its product is annotated as F-box protein CPR1. The transcript is spliced from 3 exons. Gene Ontology annotation, molecular function: protein binding. Bases 161 to 1408 code for a protein of 415 amino acids. Lineage: Eukaryota; Viridiplantae; Streptophyta; Magnoliopsida; Brassicales; Brassicaceae. The record is from RefSeq and is a predicted model, not a curated record.